GGGAGCCGUAGGUCUUGUUGCUGCUCCAGUUUGUGUCGGUCGUGCACCCACUUGUAGAACUAGAGGGACUUUAGAAAGAGGUUCCUCCAGACUUUAUUUUAGCUGUCGUUUUGGCGGCUUUUUUACUUCAGAGGAUUUCAGUCUCAACGUAGUUGGAUACAGACUUGAAGAAUGAUUCGUGAAGGGAAUGGUUGACAGCGUCAUUACGACAUUUUUUUGACCAUGGAUUCUUAUGAUGCAGCAGAAUCGACUCCUAGACAGAGUGCAUCUUUAAGACUUAAAGAUUACUUUAUAGGUGCUACCCCUCUGCAGAAGCGAUUAGAAUCAGUCAGGAAGCAGACUUCAUUUGUCCCAACUCCACCUCGAAGGAAAAUCCCCCAGUGUUCACAACAGCAGGAAGAUGUUGAUCCUCAAAAGGUUGCAUUCCUUCUGCAUAAACAAUGGACUUUAUAUAGUUUAACUCCCUUAUAUAAAUUCUCCUAUACUAAUUUCAAAGAGUAUUCUAAACUUCUGAAUGCAUUUAUUGCUGCUGAAAAGCAAAAAGGACUUGCUGUGGAAGUGGGAGAUGACUUCAACAUCAAAGUGAUUUUCUCUACUCUCUUAGGAGUGAAAGGAACACAGAAAGACCCUGAAGCAUUUCUUGUCCAGAUUCUAUCAAAAUCACAAUUGCCAUCUGAGCACAGAGAAGGUAAAGUGUUGUGGACUGGUUGGUUCUGCUGUAUAUUUGGAGACAGUCUUCUUGAGACUGUUUCAGAAGAUUUCACCUGUCUACCCUUAUUCCUUGCAAAUGGAGCAGAGACUAACACAGCAAUAAUUGGAACCUGGUUUCAGAAAACUUUUGACUGUUAUUUCCGUCCCUUAGCAAUCAACGCAUUUAACCUUUCCUGGAUGGCUGCUAUGUGGACUGCAUGCAAAAUGGACCGUUAUAUGGCUACUACUGAAUUUCUUUGGUCUGUACCCUGUAGUCCUCAAAGUCUGGACAUUUCUUAUGCCAUACAUCCAGAAGAUGCAAAAGCUUUGUGGGACAGUGUCCACAAAACACCUGGGGAAGUUACCCAGGAGGAAGUUGACUUAUUCAUGGACUGCCUUUAUUCACACUUCCAUAGGCAUUUCAAAAUUCAUUUAUCAGCCACAAGAUUGGUUCGUGUUUCAACGUCUGUAGCUUCAGCACAUACUGAUGGAAAAAUAAAGAUUUUGUGUCAUAAAUACCUUAUUGGAGUAUUGGCAUAUUUGACAGAACUGGCAAUUUUUCAAAUUGAGUGAGGCCUUGUGGGGACCAUAAGUUAUGGAUUGUAUACCUUUUCCUCACUGAUUUUCUGCCUGGUUGCUUUGCUGAGAGGAACUGUGAGAGAAAUGGGCAUCUGUCUCUGCAUCUGUUUUCCUCACAGAGCCUUGGAGUUACCCAGAUGAAAACCAAGAAGAAGCUAGAAGAACUGAGAAGGUGGAAGUGAAUGAACCACGGCCAGGCACUCAUGUAACAGUCUUAGUCAUCUGGGUUACCAGUCUCUAGAACAUGCUGAGUUGUUAAUUUGUUGACCAUCUUUCUAAAAAGUAUAUAAUGUGGAGUUCCCUUGUGGCUCAACAUUUAAGAAUCCAGCAUUGUUACUGCUCUGGCUCUGAUUAGAGCUGUGGCAUGGAUUGGAUCCCUGUCCUUGGAACCUCUACAUGCCAUGGGUGCAGCUGGAAAAAAAAUGUAAUGUUUAUUAUUUCAAACUUUUAGCAUUCAAAUGAGAUAUGUCCGAUACUGAAUAUUCCUUCUUUGCAUCUUUAAAAACUUUAAUCCCUAAUUUUAAGCAUUUUAGAUUUCAUUAAGAGAGAAUUUCUGUCUUCUACAGACAUUUUCCUAGCAUCAUUUUGUGGUAGAAAACUGGCAAUCAAAAUCCUCUUCAAAGGGAACUAAAAAUUACUAUAUAUUUUCAAGCCACUAAUAUGCUUUUUUAAAAUAAUGUUCAAUUCUUACUGCAAUGUUUAAUUAAAUAUUCACUUUUAAAACAAA
This is a messenger RNA of Phacochoerus africanus (Common warthog), 1996 nucleotides long. RefSeq names its product centromere protein L (gene CENPL). The transcript has 5 exons. The record is from RefSeq and is a predicted model, not a curated record. NCBI's taxonomy places the organism in Eukaryota, Metazoa, Chordata, Mammalia, Artiodactyla, Suidae. Bases 223 to 1263 code for a protein of 346 amino acids.